This is a messenger RNA of Gopherus evgoodei (Goodes thornscrub tortoise), 3127 nucleotides long. It is a transcript of the gene TOX, whose product is annotated as thymocyte selection associated high mobility group box. Gene Ontology annotation, biological process: leukocyte differentiation; regulation of transcription by RNA polymerase II. Gene Ontology annotation, molecular function: chromatin DNA binding. Gene Ontology annotation, cellular component: nucleus. The transcript has 9 exons. Lineage: Eukaryota; Metazoa; Chordata; Testudines; Testudinidae. The record is from RefSeq and is a predicted model, not a curated record. Bases 579 to 2162 code for a protein of 527 amino acids.
CUGGCGAGCAGCACGGGGCAGCCAUUCCGGGGCCAGCCCAGCAGAGCGCCUUCGCCUCGCCCCCCUGCCUCACGGGUGUGCACUAGCUUCCCCGCUUCCCCACUCCUCAAGGUGGAGAAACGAACCCCCUCCCCCCAACACUCACACACUGAUAGAGAUUUAAAAAAAAAAGAAAGGAGAGAGGAGGGGUGGGGGAAGGAAACAACUCAGAGACUCCAAUAGAGAGCGAAAUCUACACCCAGAGCUAGCGACCAGUGCAUGUGUGUGCAGGGAAAACAAUACUCCAAGUUACCUGCCCUGCUCUAGGAGAAGAAGGAGGGUUUGCUGCUGUUCUCUUGCAAACAUCUGCAGACUGGUGCUUUUUUGGAAGUUUUUUUUUUCUUUCUUUCUUUACAAACCACCAACGGAUGUGAGGCAAGGAAGGUGUUUCUUUUUCUCCUAAACUCAGGCACCUCUUGCUGAUUCUUCUGAACCUGCCUGGGUUUUUGUAGUUGUUGUUGUUUGUUUUUGUUUUGCACGAACGUUAACCAAAAAAAAGAAAGAAAAGAGAAAAGGAGUUUGCUUGAUGUUUUAGUGAAAUGGACGUAAGAUUUUAUUCACCACCUCCACCACCACAGCCUGCAGCCACUCCUGAUACCCCUUGUCUGGGACCUUCUCCCUGCCUGGACCCCUACUACUGCAACAAGUUUGACGGUGACAACAUGUAUAUGAGUAUGACAGAGCCGAGCCAGGACUAUGUGCCAGCAAGCCAGUCUUUUCCUGGUCCAAGUCUUGAAAGUGAAGAUUUUAACAUACCUCCCAUAACUCCUCCAUCAUUACCUGACCACUCACUGGUGCACCUGAAUGAGGUAGAGUCUGGGUACCACUCCCUGUGUCACCCAAUGAACCAUAACGGCCUGCUUCCAUUCCAUCCACAAAACAUUGACCUACCUGAAAUUACAGUGUCCAACAUGCUUGGCCAAGAUGGAACACUGCUUUCAAAUUCACUUUCUGUGAUGCAAGAUAUACGGAACACAGAAGGAGCUCAAUAUAGUUCCCACCCUCAGAUGGCAGCCAUGAGACCAAGGGUUCAACCUGCAGAAAUUAGGCAGCCAGGAAUGAUGCAGCAUGGUCAGCUGACUACCAUUAACCAGUCACAGCUCAGUGCUCAGCUUGGCUUGAAUAUGGGUGGAAACAAUGUUCCCCAUAACUCUCCAUCUCCACCUGGAAGCAAGUCUGCAACUCCCUCACCAUCCAGUUCAGUCCAUGAAGAUGAAGGGGAUGAUACCUCUAAGGUCAAUGGAGGAGAGAAACGACCUGCUUCUGAUAUGGGAAAGAAACCCAAAACUCCCAAAAAGAAGAAGAAGAAGGACCCUAAUGAGCCACAGAAGCCUGUGUCUGCCUAUGCAUUAUUCUUCCGAGACACUCAAGCAGCCAUCAAGGGCCAAAACCCAAAUGCUACAUUUGGUGAAGUCUCUAAAAUUGUAGCUUCAAUGUGGGAUGGCUUGGGAGAGGAACAAAAACAGGUAUACAAAAAGAAAACUGAAGCUGCUAAGAAGGAAUAUUUGAAGCAGUUAGCUGCAUACAGAGCAAGCCUUGUAUCCAAGAGCUACAGUGAACCUGUUGAUGUUAAGGCGUCCCAGCCGCCUCAGAUGAUUAAUUCAAAACAGUCAGUGUUCCAUGGGCCCACACAAGCUCAUUCCGCACUGUACCUAAGCUCCCAUUAUCACCAACAAUCCGGAAUUAAUCCGCACAUAACUGCCAUGCACGCUAAUAUCCCCAGGAAUAUUGCACCCAAGCCCAACAACCAAAUGCCAGUGACUGUUUCCAUAGCAAACAUGGCUGUGUCCCCACCUCCACCGCUUCAGAUUAGCCCUCCUCUCCACCAGCAUCUCAACAUACAGCAACACCAGCCAAUUACAAUGCAGCAGUCCAUUGGAAACCAACUCCCAAUGCAGGUCCAGUCUGCUUUACAUUCACCUACAAUGCAGCAAGGAUUUACUCUUCAGCCUGAUUAUCAGAAUAUCAUCAACCCUACAUCUACAGCUGCACAAGUUGUUACCCAAGCAAUGGAGUAUGUUCGUUCAGGGUGCAGAAAUCCUCCAGCACAGACUGUGGACUGGAAUAAUGACUACUGCAGUAAUGGGGGCAUGCAGAGGGACAAAGCACUGUACCUUACCUGAAAAUCUGGAAAACCUCUCCUUUCCGUUGAGGAUUGCAGGGAAGUCUUUUCAUCAUGGAUUGCUUUAUGCAGUCAAGGCAGUUCUGCAUUUUAUUAGAAAAUACAAGUUGCUAAGCACUUAGGACUAUUUGAGCUUGUGGGUCACCCACUCUGGAAAAAAAUAGUCUUGCUUCUUUCUUUCUUUUUUUAUUUUAUUUUAUUUUUUUUCUCAGAGAUCCUUUAACGGACAUUGUUUUUCUUCUUUCCUGAAGGAAAAUUGGACUACUCAGAUUUUAUGUUGGUUUUUGCUGUGAAGUGCUGCGCUAGUAACUGCCUUAGCAACUGUAGAUAAAAGUCCUGGAUUUUCCAUUGGUUUUCAUAAUGGGUGUUUAUAUGAAACUACUAAAGACUUUUUAAAUGGCUUGAUGUAGCAGUCAUAGCAAGUUUGUAAAUAGCAUCCAUGUUACACUCUCCUAGAGUAUAAAAUGUGAAUGUUUUUGUAGCUAAUUGUAAUUGAAACUGGCUCACAAUAGGGGUUAAAUUGGCAAACAUUCAUAUUUUUACUUCAUUUUUAAACAACUGACUAAUAGUUUUAUAUUUUCAAAGUAUUUGGAAAAAAUAGUGUUCCCAAAUGAUGUUAAUUAAAAAUAUUGGCUUUGUCUCAUUAAAUAGAUAAAAGGGUGAAAAAAAAACUUGUCUUGGGAAAGAGCACAAACACAUUUAUUUUAUACUGCCUAAAAAUGCUUUUUUUUAAAAAAUCACUUUACGCGUAAUGGUUAGUAAACAUCAUUUAAGUCCUUUUAUGUAUAAAACUGCCAAAUGCUUACCUGAUAUUUUAUUAGAUGCAGAAACAGAUUGGAGACAGCUAAAUUAUAACCUUUACAUAUGGCUAUGUAUUAUUGUUUCUUCAUACUGUGUCUGUAUUUAAUCUUUUUUUAAUGGAACUGUUGCGCCUAUUUAUGAAAUAAUAAAUAUAGGUGUUUGUAA